Messenger RNA from Nematocida minor, 1164 nucleotides. RefSeq names its product 26S proteasome regulatory subunit N6. Gene Ontology annotation, biological process: ubiquitin-dependent protein catabolic process. Bases 1 to 1164 code for a protein of 387 amino acids. Gene Ontology annotation, cellular component: proteasome regulatory particle, lid subcomplex. Gene Ontology annotation, molecular function: structural molecule activity. Lineage: Eukaryota; Fungi; Microsporidia. The record is from RefSeq and is a predicted model, not a curated record. The transcript has a single exon.
AUGGAUAUUGGCUUAUUGGAAGAGGGAUUGAAAAGUCCAAAUGCCGUAGAAUUAUUUACGAAAGAAUUAAUGAAGGCCAUUACAGACGGAGACUCAGCCAGAACAGAUGCUCUAUUCAGCGCAGUUGCAAACGCUUCAACAAUAUCAAAGCCAAGCAUUGCAAUUCUUUUGAAAAAGUCUCUCGAUGCGAUAGAGAAGAACAGCACGCCUCUGCAGGAAAGAAUAAGAAUCUACAACAAGCUGAUAGAGUGGGCAGAGGUGAACAGAAGAAACCUCCUGAAAAUAGACUUUGACAUGCGAAAGAUCGAGGGCCUUCUUUUGAUGGGCAAAUACAGCGAAGCGCUUGAGCUCAUUUCAACAACAGCAAAGGUCCUAAAGAGAGCAGACGACAAGCUCGGGCUGGUCAAGCUUUUUUAUCUGGAAAGCAAGGUGUUUUACGCACUAAAAAACAUUUCCAAGGCAAAAUCUUCUCUGACAAUGUCAAAGUCAACUGCCACUUUUGUCUACUGUCCAUCUUUUUUGCAGGCUAAAAUCGAUCUUCUUUCUGCCAUGUACGCAGCAGAUGAAAAAGAGUACUCGAUCAGCACGGGAUACAUAAUAGAAGCGCUUGACGGGUUUACUCUGUCGCAGGACCAGGAGAUGAGUGUGCUCUGCUGCAGAUACCUGAUCCUCAUAAAAAUCAUGAACAACAAGGCGGUGGAGAUAGAGUCGCUGUCGCAGAAUAAGCCCGUUCUGCAGCAGCACAAGGACGAUGCAUGUAUAAAGAUGCUGUAUGAAAUAGGCAAGUGCGUUCUGGACAGAGACCUGAGGAAGUGUAGAGAUAUUGUAGAUGAAAAUGUAAAAUUGAUUGAAUCGGAUGAGUUUUUGACCAAUCAUCUGCGGUGUCUGUGCGACAACCUGAUUGACUCGAAUAUUCUCAAGAUAAUUGAGCCAUACUCUAAUAUAAACAUAGAGUACAUUGCAAAAGUGCUCAACUUCAAUUUAGACGUAAUCGAAGAUAGACUGAGAAGAAUGAUCUUGGACGAGAAAAUAAAAGGAGACAUUGACCAGGAGACCAUGUGCAUAAAUAUUCAAAAGAGUGAAGACAAAAAGAGCCACAGAGCAGAGGCCGAAGAGAUCCUUAACGUUCUGGAAGAUACAAUUAGCACAAUUCUCACAAAGUAA